GAAUUGCACUAAUCGUCUAGUCUUGUCUAUUCAGCCUGGUCAGGAAAUCCAAUCGAGCACAGUGAACGUGAAGCUAGCAGGAAAAAAAGGAGCGCGGCGAGAAAAUGACGUUGGCCAAAUUACUUACUCCAGCUAUCCUUGUCACUAGAGCUGGAUCCAGGACUGUAUUUACAAGCUCCAAGCGGGACACGACUUCUCCCAACUGGUUACGAGUGGGUCUUGCCUUUGGAUCUUCGAUUUUCCUGUGGAGCCUGCUCUUCAAACAGCAUAGUACAGAUGUCCACGAGUAUAAAGUGAGGAACAAUCUACAGUAAAAUCUGCACGUGGGGCCACGUCCUCCAGGAUGCAUCUGUUGUUUUUUCCUCCUGAUUUGUCACGCUGAAUUCUGUAAUAAAUAUAUGACGAAGGAUGAUGGAAAAACUCCAAA
Doryrhamphus excisus (bluestripe pipefish) is the source of this 427-nucleotide messenger RNA. RefSeq names its product NADH:ubiquinone oxidoreductase subunit C1 (gene ndufc1). The record is from RefSeq and is a predicted model, not a curated record. Gene Ontology annotation, cellular component: mitochondrion; respiratory chain complex I. Lineage: Eukaryota; Metazoa; Chordata; Actinopteri; Syngnathiformes; Syngnathidae.